AUGAUGGUCGAUAACUUCGAAUGCGCUGGCUACACAUUCUACUCGAAGUUCGACUCCGGGAACUUGGGAAAAGUCGAAUUGGUGCGAUGCUGUGAAGGACUUGGCAUCGUUGGCAACACCGUUUCGAGUGCUACCGGUGGAAAUGCGUCGGCGAACAUUGCCGGUGUUCCCGUUAUCACGACGGGCGGCUCGACAAAUGGCGGCCAGCAAUCCAUCGUGCCAACAACGAACACGACCAGUGCUUCCGCGAUUGUGGCCGCUACGUUGGGCGUUGGCGUGGCACUCUCCACGACAACGGCCACGACAGCCGGAAGUGGGACGCUUGGGUUGCCGAUACCGUCGCCGACGCCAUACGCGACAGAAAACCCACUGGUAGAGGUAGAGUUUAACCUCUGGACGCGUCCGGACUGUGCUGGCACGGCGUACGAAAAUCAGAACCGCACCUGGUUCCACUUUGCCGUGACGGGCGGGCGCCCGAAUCAGAUCGUAAAGUUUAACGUGAUGAAUCUGAACAAGCAGGCCAAGCUGUUUAGUCAGGGCAUGCACCCGGUGACGAAGGUUGGACCGAACGGGCGCUGGGAGCGCAUCAAAGACAAGCCAUCUUACUCGAUCACCAACGAUGUGUUCUACAUUUCGUUCCUUCACAAAGCGCCCGAAGUGGCAACGGAUCAGACGAAAAUCUACUACGCGUUCACCUUCCCGUUCACCUACACCGAGCUGCUAGAUCAGCUCGCCACCUUCGAUCGCAAGUACGGUCGACAUCCGUUCGAGUUGAACAAAAUGGCGUACGAUAUAUCGCAGAAGUACGACACAAGCACGAGCAGCGGCAACUCGUCGAGCGGACCAGGAGGAGAAGAGUCCAAGGGCAUCUCCAACCUGUCGCACCGGCGGAAGAAGGGUCGACUGUCGAAGAUGGAGCGCGUGGAUCGGACCAGCGACCCGGAGUCCUUCGAUGAGACGGCACGCGAUGGAACGGCGGUGGCAGGUGAUGAUGAUAUUAGUGGACGGAAACCUUCCGUAGCACCACCGACCAAGGAGGUGCUCUCGGAGGUGGCCAAGACACUGCAGGCCACGCUUGGCACCGCAGGAGGAAGCAUGGUGAUCGACGACAACACCUCCGAGUCGAUGCAGGCGAUAACGAAUCUGGUGAACAAUGUGAAAAUAGAGUUACCUGCCGGUGGCCAGAAGCCGCAGCUGCUCGCAUCUUCCAUGACGUCUUCGAAACUUAAGCUGCCCUCGUUCCACAACCACCUGACGGUGGCCAGUGGGACGGGAACGAGCAGUACCAUCGCUCCCACUAUAGACGACGAUUCCAAGUCAGACACAAGGGACGAAAUUUAUUACUGCCGCGAACUGCUAACCCAUUCCGUCGAACGGCGGCGGAUCGAACUGCUCACAAUUAGUUCCUUCCACGGGAUACAGACGGCGCGAGAGGUACGACUGCGUAAUCUAUUCCCCGACGAGGACGCCCAACGCUGCCAUACGUUUAGGGAUAAGAAGAUUGUGUUCAUUUCAUCACGCGUCCAUCCGGGUGAAACACCGGCCAGCUUCGUGCUCAAUGGGUUCCUUAGCAUGCUGCUGGACCGCAAGAGCGUGAUCUCGCAGACACUCCGACGGAUGUACGUGUUCAAGAUCAUCCCGUUUCUCAAUCCGGACGGCGUGUACAACGGGCUGUAUCGGUCGGAUACGCGCGGGCACAAUCUGAACCGGGUAUACAUAGCUCCGUGUCACGAAACACAACCGGCGAUCUACGCUGCACGAAAGUUAAUCAGGUAUUACCACCUCGGUGUCGACGAAAUCGAACCGUACGAACUGGAGAAAGUGGAGAAGAAAAAUCCCCUCCCGCAAGCGACGGUCGAGGGAAGCCCGGGCCUGCAAGAUGCGGUGACCAGCGAGGGAACAACGACGACGGCACCAGUUUCAGUUGAAGCGAAUCCACCGUUGAAGAAAGGUAGACAACCCCUGCAAAGCUCGGUAGCGAAGAUAGCGAGACGGAACAGUACUAACAGUCACCUCAGUUCUACUGCCACUAACAACAGCAACACACACAAUUUGAAAACUAAACUACCCAAACUACUAACCUCUAACAACAACAGUCCCCUCGACACCUCCUCCGGUGCAUGUUCUCCCCAGCCGGUUCCGUCGGUGAAGCGAUUGGUUUCUUCCCUAUCGGUGCCAUCACCAGCGCCUCCACCAUCGGAGGAAUCCGCAAUGAGUCGAAAGCGACGCACAUUAACCCCACAAUCCACAGACAACAACAGCUGCAGCAGCAGCACCUCGGUCAGUGUUGCUGGCGAGAGGCGAUCCAUCAUCGCGUUUACAACACCUUCACCGGUCACUCGUCGUGAGCUCGUGGCCUCGUCAACCUCUUCGUCCUCUUGGUCGGACAAAUUGCUUGGAAAAAUAUUACGCCGACGGCGCUCCUCCAAGGGCGAUAGAAUGGCCGCGGCGUCAGCUACCCCCAGCACAAGAUUGUCCCCGAUAGCACAAGCCCUACCGAAACCGACACUUUUGCUGCCCUCGGUCGGUGAGGAGAAGGAGGAAGAGAGCGUCGGUUCGCAUGAAGCUUCAUCGAAUUCGACUUCAACGCUUGCAGCAGCAGUAGCUGAAAAGAUUAACUCUACUAACAUGACCUCUGGUUCGACUCCGUUGACUGAUGAAUCAGAUUCCGUCGAGCAAGAUACUCCUGCCGCGUCCGAUUCGGGUUUCAGCGAAGCGAGCACCGCCUCCUCCAAGGUCGUCACAAUGUCCAGCAUUUCCUCGGCGGGUAGCACGCCGCCGGAGAAUGAUGGGAAGACGGCAUCGGUGGGGGAAGUAGGUUCGUUAGUAGGCGCACUGUCACCACCGCAACCACCCUCGCUGGCAGUGGCGGCUGCCACAGCCGUUGCAGCAGGAGCAGCAGCAGGAGGUGGAGGUGGGAAAGUUUUCACCGAUAAGCUUAUCCCGGAGUUAAACCCCAUCGUCGUUGGGGAGACCGCGGUGCGACCGAUGGGAGGCGCCGGUCGUAGCGCUUCCAGCACGAGUCUCAUCAGCAGUGGAAGCCUAAGCGGCGCUGGUGGUGGUAAAAAAUCGAUCCACUCGGUGCAGGCCAAGGUCGACUCGGGAAAAGGUGGCAGCAAGGGCGGUGGUAAGCAGCACGUGGCACUCAACAAGCCACAGUUCAUCGGCUCGACUCCGGCCGGAACGCUCAAGUUGAAGGAGUUUCUGUUGCACCCGCACCACCACCAUCAUCACCAUCAUCAUCACCACCCCCACCAUCAUCAUCACCAUCAUCAAACGGUGCCAGCUGGAGGAUUGGUGGCUGGUUCUGGUUCUGUUGCUGGUGGCGGUUCCGUUCAAGGGCAGGCCGUACUGCACGGUGGAAAGAUGUCCUUGGGUGGGCUAAAAAAAGCGACCGCCGGUCAUAAGAAGGAUGCUUCGUCCUCCGCCUCGUCUUCGGCACGAGCGCCGACAGGAAGCAGUAUCCUUGGUGAGGCGACACCGGGCGGGGGGAAAAACCUUCGCCCGCAAACACCCCAAACGCAGCCCCAGUUCAGCCACUAUCGGUCGCACCGGAAUGAGUAUCUUGGAUCGAGUGUGGGCAUCGGAGCCGGAGUGGGAGCCGGGACCGGAGCGUCCCAGCGCAAUCUCAACAUAAGCCUGGACUUUCUGGCGCAGCUGGACGAGCGGAACGAUCGCGUGGUGUACGAGGACCGGAGCAACCUUUUCAUGUACAUCGAUCUGCAUGGACACGCGUCGAAGAAGGGCGUCUUCAUGUACGGCAAUCACCUGCCGAGCACGGUCGAGGCGGUAGAGUGUAUGCUGUUGCCGCGACUGAUGAGUCUCAACUCGCAGCACUUUCACUUUGAUGCGUGCAACUUUAGUGAGCGCAAUAUGUACUACAAGGGCAAACGUGACGGUCUGUCGAAGGAAGGCUCGGGUCGUGUAGCCGUCUACAAGAGCACGGGGUUAAUCAAGAGCUACACACUGGAGUGCAACUACAACACCGGAAAGUGCGUGAACAUCCUGCCGCCGCGUGGCAAGGAAAUCGUCGCCAAAACGACCCAUACGCUCGUUCCACCGAAGUAUGUUCCGGCCGUAUUCGAAGAGGUUGGUAAAGCACUUGGACCGUCGAUCCUGGACCUGACCAACUCGAAUCCACUGUCACGGCUACCGAACUGCGAGUUUCGCACGCUGCAAGGCUUGCGGAAUGCGCUUCGAAUCGAAAUCGAGCGCGGCUCGUCGAAGGCACGCGUCACCAAUAAGGCUCAGAAGUCACACUCCAAACGGCACGCCAGUCAGCUGUCCAGCUCGAUGAUGAUCGAAAUUUCGAAGGAAAACCAAGCCAUCCAAUGGGAGCAUCCGGUAGGUGGUAGCGGCGGUGGUGGUGGAGGUGUUGGCGGAUCGGGCAGUGUCAUCGGUGCGGUCGGUAGCUCGGUGGCUGUAGCCGUCGCCGUUGGAGCGGGUGGAGUGGCCAGUGGUGGUGGUGGUGGCGCCGGAAAUAAUACCGUCUGCAAGGUGGUCGGUGACCCGGAUCCAUCGAAUCCACCAGGACACCAUGGUUCCGUUUCCAUGCCCGUCUCGGGUGGAGUGGUGAUAGGGGGAUCGGUGGCGGUGGCCGGUGGCAGUGGCAGGCAGUUCCUCAAGGGAACCUCUGUGGUGACGUUGAAGGCAGCUCACGGGGCGGGCGGGGGGAAGAUUUCCCGCAAAGGCGCUGGUGGCUUUGUGAAGAAGAAACAGAAGGUGCUGUGCGAUGUUGGGAGCGUUGGGAGUUUGGUAACCACCGGUGGUGGGGGGAUUGCCGGUGGCAAGAAGAUGCAGGAGCUUCAGGUGCUGCGUAGCACCAAGGAACAGACGGUGCCUCGGAAAAAGAUCAAGGUUUCCCCGCAAACGAUCGUCGACCGAUCGUCGGGGCUUGAGCUGUGCUUCAAGGGUGGCCUCGGAGUGGGUUCGCUGCCGAACUUCCUCACGGCCGUCCCGGCGGGACUCGGCGAACUACCGCUGGCCGGUAGCGGUGCCAAGAAGGUAAGCAAAUCGGAGAGCAAACUGCUGGAUAUGGUCGUCGUGAACGAUUUGAUGCAGUGUGACGAUAGCUUCGAUGCGGCCCCGUGCUGUUCGUACUCGUCCACGUCGGGCGCGAUCGUGACCACCACCUCGGGGGCCAUUUCCAAGCUGAUCUCAACGUACACACAAGCUGAAAAUGCCUCCGGCUCCGGUACCGGUGAAAUUCCCACUUCGUUGAUAGGAGGAGGAGGAGGUAUACCGAUCGAUACCAGCGGAACCGGAAUGCUUGAGUGCAACGCAAUUGGUGGAAGCAGUUCCGGUGAAAGUAGCAGCAGUCUCAAGUUUGGCAAGGCAUCUCUCAAACCGAAACAGAAAACGAAACUAGCCAAGUCGACAAAGUCGUCAGGGGCGGACACGGGCAAAAAGUUGCUUAAGAAAAAACGUUCACUCAAAACGGACACCAAUUUGAAGCGUAAGAAAACGCGCGUAAAACCAGCAUUAACUUAGCGUUGAGGGACUUGUACGUGGGGAAUGCCGGACAUGCAGGAAUGGUGUAAAAUUUACAUGAAACGAAUGUGUCUUCCUUUAGAAUGCGAUGAUGGUGAUUAGGUUUAUUUAUCUGCUUUUUGAACCUUAUUUGUUUUUGGAGUUUUGACUAACGAAGAUUGUUAACGAUGUUGGUCCCCCGCCAAUGCUAGAAAAGAAACCAAGCUUUGCGCUUUUCUUUUUGUUUUGUUUUCUUUUAUUUUUUUUAUCUACAAGAUUUAUUAUUAUAAGGGAUAGCUUUCCACCACCCUGGAGAAAGCACCAGUACGGCGUGCGCCGUACCGCAAAGUGUGUGAUAUUUCUUCUCGUAUUACGUAUUAUUAUGCCAUCGGCGUUUGGUUGGUUU
Molecule: messenger RNA, 5875 nt
Organism: Anopheles coustani
Lineage: Eukaryota; Metazoa; Arthropoda; Insecta; Diptera; Culicidae
Exons: 8
Coding region: 1-5490 (1829 amino acids)
Biological process (GO): proteolysis
Molecular function (GO): metallocarboxypeptidase activity; zinc ion binding
Source: RefSeq, a predicted model, not a curated record